GCAACAAUUUGGUCGUGUGCUCUCUCUGUUAGCAAAAUAGAAGAGUGCUGUUGCAAAUACCGAGACAAAAAAUAGGUUAUAUUUUGCUUUUGUGGCAUCGCCAUAAAAGCUUUCUGAAUAAAAAGUGCAAUUAAUUUAAUUCCUACGCGACAAAUUUUAAAAUCAUGGUCAUGGCUAAGGCGCAUAGUGCUUCCACACCAUCUGUCGUUUGUAGGGAAAAUGUUUGCCGCGUUCCAGAAACAAUAAAUUUUACAGCAGAGGAGGUGCGUACAUUGGAAGUGUGGCGAAAGAGCAAAAUAUUUGAACAGUGUAUGCAAUUAUCAAAGGGAAAGCCAAAAUAUACAUUCUAUGACGGUCCACCAUUUGCUACUGGACUACCGCACUAUGGUCAUAUUUUGGCAGGCACCAUUAAGGAUAUUGUUACCCGGUAUGCAUAUCAACAGGGAUAUCAUGUGGAUAGACGUUUCGGUUGGGAUUGCCAUGGUUUGCCGGUUGAAUUUGAAAUAGAUAAGCUUUUAAACAUCCGUGGCCCAGAAGAUGUUGCUAAAAUAGGAAUUAAAGCAUACAACGCUGAAUGCCGGAAAAUAGUCAUGCGUUACGCUAACGAGUGGGAAGAAAUUGUUACUCGUAUGGGACGUUGGAUUGACUUUAAGAACGAUUACAAAACGCUUUAUCCUUGGUAUAUGGAAUCGAUAUGGUGGGUUUUUAAACAAUUAUUUGACAAGGGAUUAGUUUAUCAAGGAGUAAAGGUGAUGCCAUAUUCAACGGCAUGCACUACUGCGCUCUCCAAUUUCGAAUCUGGCCAAAAUUACAAGGAAGUAGUCGAUGUUUGUGUAGUGGUGUCACUAAAGGCAAUUAAUUUGCAAAAUACGUACUUCCUCGUAUGGACAACAACGCCAUGGACUUUACCAUCCAACUACGCUUGUUGUGUUAAUCCUAACAUGAUAUAUGUUAAGGUACUGGAUAAAGCAACUGCUCGAGUAUAUGUUCUUGCUGAAUGUCGUCUAAAUUAUGUCUAUAAAAAUGAAAAUGAAUACGAAAUUUUAGAUAAAUUUCCUGGAUGCACCCUAGCUAAUCAACCCUACGAACCUGCAUUUCCCUAUUUUAAGCAGAGGGGAAUUGAAGAUAAUGCUUUUCGUGUACUUAUAGAUGAUUAUGUAACAGAAGAUUCGGGCACUGGAAUUGUACACAAUGCACCGUAUUUUGGCGAAGAUGAUUACCGUGUUUGUCUUAAGGCGGGUAUUAUUUCAAAAUCAAGUGUCAUAAUAUGUCCAUUAGACGACUCCGGCCGGUUCACAAAUGAAGUUAAAGAUCUAACUGGUUUAUACGUAAAAGAUGCCGAUAAGAAAAUAAUAUCUAUGCUGAAGGAUAGUGGAAGUGUUGUUUCAACAGGGAAGGUUAAACAUAGCUACCCAUUCUGUUGGCGUUCAGAUACACCACUUAUUUAUAAAGCUGUGCCAUCGUGGUUUGUACGCGUCGAGCAUAUGUCGAAAAACUUAUUGGCUUGCAGCUCUCAAACAUAUUGGGUACCAGAAUUUGUACGAGAUAAACGAUUUGGGAAUUGGUUAAAAGACGCAAGGGAUUGGGCUAUUAGUCGCAAUCGUUAUUGGGGAACACCAAUACCAAUUUGGCGAUCGCAUACAGGAGAUGAAACUGUUUGUAUUGGUAGUAUCAAGCAAUUGGAAGAGUUAUCAGGCAAGAAGAUUGCGGAUCUACAUCGUGAGACAGUUGAUGAAAUAGAAAUUCCAUCUGCGAUACCUGGGCGACCGCCAUUGAAGCGAAUUUCUGCUGUUUUUGAUUGCUGGUUCGAGUCUGGUUCCAUGCCAUUUGCUCAACAGCAUUUUCCUUUUGAGAACGAAAAAGAUUUUAUGAAUAAUUUCCCAGCCGAUUUCAUUGCCGAGGGCAUUGAUCAAACGCGUGGUUGGUUUUAUACACUGUUGGUCAUUUCUACAGCUUUAUUCAAUAAAGCGCCUUAUAAAAAUUUAAUUGCCAAUGGCCUAGUGUUGGCGGCAGAUGGUCAAAAAAUGUCGAAACGUAAGAAGAACUAUCCUGACCCCAUGGAGGUAGUCAACAAAUACGGCGCCGAUGCAUUGCGUUUGUAUUUAAUAAACUCGCCUGUAGUACGUGCGGAAAAUUUAAGAUUUAAGGAAGAAGGUGUACGGGAUAUAAUUAAAGAUGUUUUCUUGCCGUGGUACAACGCGUAUCGGUUUUUACUGCAAAACAUUGCUCGCUUUGAGAAAGAAGAUCUAAAUGGUGAGCAGUUGUAUACAUACACUAAGGAACGCCAUCUGAAAGAUAUUGGUGAAUCGUCUGUGCUUGAUAUUUGGAUAAUAUCCUUCAAGGAGUCACUGGUGGAUUUCUUCUCUAAAGAAAUGAAACAGUACCAUUUAUACACGGUGGUGCCACGGUUAACCAAGUUUAUAUAUCAAUUAACUAACUGGUAUGUACGUUUGAAUCGUCGACGUAUCAAAGGCGAACUUGGCAAGGAUCAGUGUAUAAAAUCAUUAGAUACACUGUAUGACGUACUCUAUUCAAUGGUUCAAAUGAUGGCGCCAUUCACACCGUUCCUUUCCGAAUACAUUUUCCAACGUUUGUUACUAUUUCAACCAGUUAAUGCUGUUGCAAAUCCAACAUCAGUGCAUUAUCAGUUAAUGCCGGACUGCAAUCGCAACUUUAUACGUUCCGAUAUUGAGAAAUCGGUAAGCUUAAUGCAGUCAGUUAUCGAAUUGGGUCGUGUAAUGCGUGACCGACGUACACUGCCAAUCAAAUAUCCUGUCUCGGAUAUAAUUGUUAUACACAAGGAUGAGGAUAGCCUUUCUGCUAUCAAGAGUCUGGAAACGUUCAUUUUGAGUGAGUUAAAUGUGCGCAAGUUGACUGUAAGUUCAGAUAAGGAGAAAUAUGGCAUAACUUUACGCGCAGAACCGGAUCAUAAGGUUUUAGGUCAGCGUUUAAAGGGUAAUUUUAAAUCCAUUAUAUCAGCUAUGAAACAGCUUAAAGAUGAUGAAAUACAAUUACAUCUGUCAAAUGGCUAUUUCGAAAUAGUCAACCAGCGCAUUGAACUCGAAGAAGUGCGGAUUAUAUACUGUGUUUCAGAGAAGAUUGCUGCAAAUAUGGAGGCGAACAGUGACAACGAAGUACUUGUGCUUAUGGAUAUGACUCCGAGUCCUGAAUUGCUCGAAGAGGGUUUAGCACGUGAAUUUAUAAACCGCAUACAAAAACUUAAGAAAAAGGCACAACUCAUACCAACGGACCCGGUUGUAAUUUUUUAUAAGUUAACUGAAAAUUUUGGUGAAAGCCAUCAGUUAAGUAAAAUUAUUGGUAAACAUGAAAGCAUGAUUAAAGCCAGUAUUAAGUCGGAAUUGCUUCCCUUCAGUAUGGAAGAAACCGCUAAAUGGCGUGUAAUUAUCACUGAAAAUACAGACAUUAAAGGUGUGAAUAUAGAACUAACCAUUUGUACAAAUGGAAAUGAAAAUGCGACACCAUUUAAGUGGGUGAAUUUUAUUCUAUCUGAAAAAAUAAGUCCACGGUUUAAUCAGGGAAGAAAAGCCAGUAUAUUACUUGAGAAUAGUACUACAAAUAAAUUCAUUACGCUAUCACAAAUAUACGACGAGAUAAAUACAAUAUUUGGUCUUUUCGGCUUAAAUUACAGCAUCUACUCAAUUAACAACCGAAAACAAAUUGAAGCGUCGGAUGUAAAUAUUUCAUUAAAUGGAGAAACUUUGUUGGUGGGAUUCGCCUUAAACGAAACAGCUGAAUAUCAAGCCGUCAAACAGUCACAUGUUCCAUUUUGCCACUUUAAAAAUAUGAAUCAUUUUAUUUUUACGGAAAAUCCACAGGGAAAUCCUUUGCUUUGAAAGCUGAAAAUAUUAAUUUUAUGAAAUUUCAUUGGGAAUGAAUAAAAAAAAUAGACAUAAAAAA
Zeugodacus cucurbitae (melon fly) is the source of this 3918-nucleotide messenger RNA. It is a transcript of the gene IleRS, whose product is annotated as isoleucine--tRNA ligase, cytoplasmic. The transcript has 7 exons. Gene Ontology annotation, molecular function: ATP binding; isoleucine-tRNA ligase activity; aminoacyl-tRNA deacylase activity. NCBI's taxonomy places the organism in Eukaryota, Metazoa, Arthropoda, Insecta, Diptera, Tephritidae. The record is from RefSeq and is a predicted model, not a curated record. The coding region runs from base 165 to 3854 and encodes 1229 amino acids. Gene Ontology annotation, biological process: isoleucyl-tRNA aminoacylation.